AUGAAAGCGAUGGUUCAAUUAAAUUUACAGGGAGUUCCUCGCCCGCCAAAGAAAGAACCAUUAACAAGGUAUGUGUUUAAGUAUGUAAACACAUGCUGGCACGUUGAUAUUCAUUUCUUUGGCGGGGAUCAACACGAGAUUCUUUACGCCAUCAUUGAUGAUGCAUCACGUUUCGUGCUUGAUUGGCAACAUCUAAGCACGAAGCAAGCGCAUCAAACAACCAAUGUUUUGAAGAGAGCAAUUGCCCGGUUCGGAAAGCCAUGCGCUAUUUGGAGCGACAAUGGCGGCGAGAACCGGGGUAUUUUCACACAAGCACUUUUGGCCUUUGAGAUAAGGGCAAUGCGCAUCGAACCACACUGCCCUUAUCAAAACGGCAAAAUUGAAGCAUUUUUGCCAGGAAUCGAACAGAGGGCAAGGGACUGGAGUGAAAUUCAGUCAAUUGUUGAUCGGUACAACAACAAAAUGCAUUCUUCUUUGCCUAAGAUCACACUGGAUGGCAUGAAAGUGCGCUCAACACCUCUAAUGUUUUACGAAACUACAGAGAAAUGGCAUGAAGGAAUGCAACCAAUAUGGUAUGUAAAUGACAAAGAAUUGAUCUUUGAAUUCAAACAUAUGAAUUAA
Molecule: messenger RNA, 621 nt
Organism: Trichomonas vaginalis G3
Lineage: Eukaryota; Parabasalia; Trichomonadida; Trichomonadidae
Product: ribonuclease H-like family
Exons: 1
Coding region: 1-621 (206 amino acids)
Biological process (GO): DNA integration
Molecular function (GO): nucleic acid binding
Source: RefSeq, a predicted model, not a curated record